Symbiodinium pilosum is the source of this 431-nucleotide messenger RNA. Lineage: Eukaryota; Dinophyceae; Suessiales; Symbiodiniaceae. The record is from the annotation of a GenBank genome assembly.
GCGUGGUGGCCUGGGGUGAUCCACACUGGGGUGGCGACUGUUCGGGUGAACAGGACCACCUCAAGGACGUUGAGUCCAUAGCCGCCUCGGAUGCAGCCUUCGCCGCUCUGCGCGGAGAUGGCACUGUUGUAACCUGGGGUCAUCAAAACCGUGGCGGCGACUGCCGAUACUUCAAGUCCGAGCUCUACGAUGUGCGUCAGAUUGUCGGGUCUAGCAAAGCCUUUGCAGCUCUCCGGGGCGAUGGCAAGGUAAUUUGCUGGGGCCGCCUCGAAAGUGAGUUUGAUGCUGCCAUCCACUGCCGCGAUGUCAAUGAGGAGCUGCGAGAUGUCCAACAACUGGCAGCGACGAAUCGGGCCUUCGGUGCUGUGUGCGCGGAUGGUAGUGUCUCCCCCGCUGUCCAGCAGGUCCACUUCUGCACGUGCUCAGUGUAA